CUCUGGCCUGCCCCCCCAACAGUCACUACUCCUUAUGUGUGAGCUCAUGUCCAGAGACAUGCGUGGGUCACAGUGGGGGUGCACAGCCAGGGUGUGGAGAGAACUGUGUGGAGGGCUGCAAGUGUGACCCCAGCUUCAUCCUCAGCAAUGAGCGCUGUGUUCCUCUCAGAGACUGUGGCUGUGUUGAUCCCCAAGGCUCUUACCACCCUGUGAAUGAGAGCUGGUAUCUGGAGGGUUGUACUGGGCGCUGUGUGUGCAGAGGGGAGGGAGUGAUUGAGUGCCACAAGAACACCUGUGCACCCAAUGAGGUCUGCCAACUGCAGGAUGGAGAAUACGGCUGCCAUCCGUUGGUGAAAUGUCCCCCCAAUGCACACUAUAAGGAAUGUGGCCCAGCCUGCAUCCCAAGCUGCCAGGAUCCCUCUACCAACUGUACCGGCUCCUGUAUCAGCGGCUGCUUCUGUGACCCAGGAUAUGUGUUCCGUGGUCGCCGCUGCGUUCCCCUUCACCAGUGUGGCUGUUUGGACGAGAGCAACAACUACUAUGAGCCAGGGGAAAUUAUCUUUGGCGAUGGCUGCUCAGAGUUGUGUCGAUGCAUUGGGAACUACACGCUGGACUGUGUCAGCAAUGCCUGUGAGCCCACAGAGGAGUGUCGUGAAUUCAACGGUGUUACAGGCUGCUAUCCUAAAGGCACCUCCACCUGCAUCGCCACAAAUGACCCUCACUACACUACGUUUGACCAUCGGCGAUAUAGCUUCAUGGGCAACUGCAGCUACCUCAUGGCAGACACCUGCAACAGCACCCUGGCCCCACCCUUUUCAGUCUAUGCUGAUAACGAGCAUCGCUACAACCAGCUCUCUGUCACCUAUGUCAAAGCAGUGCAUGUGCACACACGCGGAGUGGUGGUGUCGGUGCUGAAGGGGGGAACUGUGCAGGUGAAUGGGACUACAGUCAACCUGCCUGUGACCCCAGCUCAGGGCGUGUCUGUCUUCAAGUCGGGGAGACACUACACUGUGGCUGCAGAUUUUGGUGUUACAGUACGAUACGAUGGAAACCACUUCAUGGACAUCAAAGUCACCAGCGAUUACAAGAACAGCUUGUGUGGGCUAUGUGGAGACUACAAUGGAAACCCCAAGGAUGAUUUCCGCACACCAUCUGGUCAGCUAGUCACAAAUACCAAUGAGUUUGGACACAGUUGGAACUCUGACACAAACUGCAACAAGAAGCCCAAUGAAACAAUCCCAGAAUGCAGUGAUGAUCAAGAGGAUAUGUAUGAGAGUCCCGCCUACUGUGGCAUGUUAUUAGAUCCCAAGGGACCCUUUGCCACCUGUCAUCCCAGAGUCAGCCCCAAUGGCUUCUUCCAGGACUGUCUCUUUGACAUGUGUGCACUGGACGGGGCUCAAACAUCGCUGUGCGAAGCGCUGGAGUCCUACGUCAACGAGUGUCAGGACCGCAACGUGAGCGUUGGGUCAUGGAGAAACGGCACAUUCUGUCCUCUUCCCUGCCCAGCUAAUAGUCACUAUGAGGCGUGUGCUCCACCUUGCCCCCCAUCCUGCACCAUUCCCAGCCCAGGACAAUGCAGUGGACCAUGUGCAGAGGGGUGUGUGUGUGACACAGGAUAUGUUUACAGUUCUGGGAAAUGUAUUAAACAGGAGAGCUGUGGGUGCAACUUCAAUGGACAGUACUACCAGGCAGGGGAAGAGUUCUACACUGAGGGCUGUGAGCUCAAGUGCACAUGUGAGGGAGGGGUUGUGUCGUGCUGGCCUGGAGACUGUCCCCCUCAGCAUGCCUGUAGACUGCAGAAUGGAGUGGUGGGCUGCUACCCCUUAAGUACAAAGGACUGUUACAUCUCUGGAGACCCACAUUACACCACCUUUGAUGGGAAAUACUAUACCUUCAUGGGUACCUGCACCUAUACUCUGGCUAGGAGCUGUCAAAACCACACAGGUCCCUGGUUCUCAGUGGAGGGGAAGAAUGAGGAGAGGGGUGUGGCAGGCGUUUCAUACCUGCGCAAGCUGUAUGUCAAUGUCAGUGGAGUCACUGUCACUCUGAUGAAGAGCAGAAGGACUCUGGUGAAUGGUCUGCGUGUGUCCCUCCCGCACUCCCCUUCUCCGCUCAUCUUUCUCUCCCUGGCUGGGCAGUAUGUCACCAUGCAGACCACUUUCGGUCUGACAGUACGCUGGGACGGGAACCACUACGCACACAUCUCAGUCCCAAGCUCCUACUUCGACCAGAUGUGUGGUUUGUGUGGAGAUUAUGAUGGAAACCCAAACAAUGACUUCACCAAACCAGACGGUUCACUGGCCGGGAAUUCAAACCAGUUUGGUAACAGCUGGCAAACUGAGGACGAUGAGGAUGACAGGUGUUUGUCUGAUGACAAACCUGAACCGCCCUGUGAGCCCAGUCUUGAGGCAGAGGUGUCCAAACCUGAGAAUUGCGGCAAACUGAAUGACACCCAAGGGCCUUUCAGGGACUGCAUUGAGAUGGUUGACCCACGGCCCUAUUUCCAGAGCUGUGUGUAUGACAUGUGUCGAUAUGACGGGCUUGAGCAAACCCUAUGUGAUCAGCUGCAGUCCUACACAGAUGCCUGUCUCAGCGCAGGAGCCCCUGUCCACCAAUGGAGGGAGCCAGACUUCUGCCCUCUGGCCUGCCCCCCCAACAGUCACUACUCCUUAUGUGUGAGCUCAUGUCCAGAGACAUGCGUGGGUCACAGUGGGGGUGCACAGCCAGGGUGUGGAGAGAACUGUGUGGAGGGCUGCAAGUGUGACCCCAGCUUCAUCCUCAGCAAUGAGCGCUGUGUUCCUCUCAGAGACUGUGGCUGUGUUGAUCCCCAAGGCUCUUACCACCCUGUGAAUGAGAGCUGGUAUCUGGAGGGUUGUACUGGGCGCUGUGUGUGCAGAGGGGAGGGAGUGAUUGAGUGCCACAAGAACACCUGUGCACCCAAUGAGGUCUGCCAACUGCAGGAUGGAGAAUACGGCUGCCAUCCGUUGGUGAAAUGUCCCCCCAAUGCACACUAUAAGGAAUGUGGCCCAGCCUGCAUCCCAAGCUGCCAGGAUCCCUCUACCAACUGUACCGGCUCCUGUAUCAGCGGCUGCUUCUGUGACCCAGGAUAUGUGUUCCGUGGUCGCCGCUGCGUUCCCCUUCACCAGUGUGGCUGUUUGGACGAGAGCAACAACUACUAUGAGCCAGGGGAAAUUAUCUUUGGCGAUGGCUGCUCAGAGUUGUGUCGAUGCAUUGGGAACUACACGCUGGACUGUGUCAGCAAUGCCUGUGAGCCCACAGAGGAGUGUCGUGAAUUCAACGGUGUUACAGGCUGCUAUCCUAAAGGCACCUCCACCUGCAUCGCCACAAAUGACCCUCACUACACUACGUUUGACCAUCGGCGAUAUAGCUUCAUGGGCAACUGCAGCUACCUCAUGGCAGACACCUGCAACAGCACCCUGGCCCCACCCUUUUCAGUCUAUGCUGAUAACGAGCAUCGCUACAACCAGCUCUCUGUCACCUAUGUCAAAGCAGUGCAUGUGCACACACGCGGAGUGGUGGUUUCGGUGCUGAAGGGGGGAACUGUGCAGGUGAAUGGGACUACAGUCAACCUGCCUGUGACCCCAGCUCAGGGCGUGUCUGUCUUCAAGUCGGGGAGACACUACACUGUGGCUGCAGAUUUUGGUGUUACAGUACGAUACGAUGGAAACCACUUCAUGGACAUCAAAGUCACCAGCGACUGCAACAAGAAGCCCAAUGAAACAAUCCCAGAAUGCAGUGAUGAUCAAGAGGAUAUGUAUGAGAGUCCCGCCUACUGUGGCAUGUUAUUAGAUCCCAAGGGACCCUUUGCCACCUGUCAUCCCAGAGUCAGCCCCAAUGGCUUCUUCCAGGACUGUCUCUUUGACAUGUGUGCACUGGACGGGGCUCAAACAUCGCUGUGCGAAGCGCUGGAGUCCUACGUCAACGAGUGUCAGGACCGCAAC
Osmerus eperlanus (European smelt) is the source of this 3962-nucleotide messenger RNA. Its product is annotated as IgGFc-binding protein-like. The annotation marks the transcript as partial. NCBI's taxonomy places the organism in Eukaryota, Metazoa, Chordata, Actinopteri, Osmeriformes, Osmeridae. The transcript is spliced from 25 exons. Gene Ontology annotation, molecular function: protein binding. The record is from RefSeq and is a predicted model, not a curated record.